This is a messenger RNA of Cynara cardunculus var. scolymus (artichoke), 1894 nucleotides long. RefSeq names its product vacuolar cation/proton exchanger 3-like. Gene Ontology annotation, biological process: intracellular calcium ion homeostasis; calcium ion transmembrane transport. The transcript has 12 exons. Gene Ontology annotation, cellular component: plant-type vacuole membrane. Bases 333 to 1661 code for a protein of 442 amino acids. Gene Ontology annotation, molecular function: calcium:proton antiporter activity. Lineage: Eukaryota; Viridiplantae; Streptophyta; Magnoliopsida; Asterales; Asteraceae. The record is from RefSeq and is a predicted model, not a curated record.
UGUUUACCCAUAAUCAUUGACUUCAAUCAUAGCUUUCCACUUUCCUCGAAGCUUCCCCCUCUUUAAUAGCAUGUAUCUAAGUUGUUGAGAAACCCAUGUGAACCCUUUGAUUAUUAUUCUCAGCCCACCAAGUGUUUUUGUUUUUGUCUUGGUUCAUUUUCUGUAUUCGAGUUGAUAAAUUCAGCGAUUUGCGCAGUGAUUUUUUUGGUGGGUGUUAACUUGGUUUGGGUUGGAUUUCUAUGGAGCAGUCAUACUCAUGCUGAUCGCUGAGUGAAGUUCGAUGCAAUAAGUUAAGGCUUCUUUGGCUUCUCAGCAAUUUCAUUAAUCAAAAAAUGGGUAAUGCCGAUAAUCUGGAGAUAAUAGGAUCCAAUUCCCAUGCCGAAAUGGGAUCGCUAGAGAGGAAGUCAAUCAUCGAGCCACAAAAUUAUGAGAGCCAAUCCAGUUGGGUAUCAACCAAAAGAAAUAUGCUUUCUUUGAAAGGCGUUUCAGUUUCAGACAGAAAAUAUAUAUGGAGUGUAGUGAUAACCAGCAUAAAGAUCGCAUUUUUCUCUGAUAAGAUUAAUUUACUCAUACCUUUUGGCCCCUUGGCAAUGGUGGUUUAUAAAUUGACGAAUCAACAUGGUUGGGUCUUCUUCCUGAGCUUAUUGGGCAUCAUACCUUUGGCAGAACGUUUGGGUUGGGCUACCGAACAGCUGGCUUUCUACACCGGACCUACAGUUGGGGGUCUUCUCAAUGCUACUUUUGGCAAUGCAACAGAGUUGAUAAUAUCAAUGUACGCAAUGAAACAUGGUAUGCUACGUGUUGUACAGCAAUCUUUACUGGGCUCAAUUUUGUCCAAUAUGUUGCUUGUGCUUGGAUGUGCAUUUCUCUGUGGAGGAAUCGUACAUCCUAAUAAGGAACAGGUGUUUAACAAGUCAAAUGCCGUGAUGAGCUCCGGAUUGCUGUUGAUGGCAGUCAUGGGUCUGUUGUUCCCAGCCGUUCUCCACUUCACACAUACGGAAUUGCAUUAUGGGAAGUCAGAGUUGGCCCUUUCAAGAUUUAGCAGUUGUAUAAUGCUUAUAGCAUAUGGUGCCUAUCUCUAUUUCCAGUUGACUAGCCAGAAGAACUCGUAUUCUCCAAUCACUGAGGAAGCUAGUCUGGAUGAUGGGAGUUCAGAUGAUGAAGAAUCUCCUGCUAUUUCAAAGUGCGAAUCAAUUAUCUGGCUCAGCAUCUUGACACUUAUCAUUUCGGUUCUUUCUGAAUAUCUAGUCAACACCAUCGAGGGUGCUUCUCUCGCAUUGAAUAUCCCCUUAGCAUUUAUUAGCGUUAUCCUGCUUCCUAUUGUUGGAAAUGCAGCAGAGCACGCCAGUGCCAUCAUGUUUGCGGUGAAAGACAAGCUUGAUAUCUCUUUAGGAGUGGCAAUUGGCUCCUCAACGCAAAUAUCCAUGUUCGGGAUUCCGUUUUGCGUGGUUGUUGCGUGGAUCAUUGGACGUCCACUGGACCUAAAUUUUCAACUCUUUGAGACAGCAACUCUUUUUAUGACGGUUCUAGUAGUGGCCUUCAUGUUGCAGGAGGGAACAUCCAAUUACUUCAAAGGACUAAUGCUCCUGUUUUGCUAUUUGAUAGUUGGUGCAAGUUUCUAUGUACAUUUAGAUCCUGAAUCUAUACAAGAUAAACCUUAAAAGCUGCAGUUGUUGGAACACAUCAGAUAUACAAAUCCCAAGGAGAGUGAUUUGAAUCCAUCAGGCAGCAGCAGAAUCAUGAGUUGAAAUUGACAGAUCCUUCAACUCAACUGUAUAUUCCAGUGUCACUUCCGUUAUGGCAUAGUUAUUAUUGUACACAGUUUCCUAACAGUUGGUAUGUAAUAGUUUCGUAACCUCUGGUAAACACAAAUGGUUGUAGAUUUCAGGUUCUA